Molecule: messenger RNA, 2980 nt
Organism: Loa loa (African eye worm)
Lineage: Eukaryota; Metazoa; Nematoda; Chromadorea; Rhabditida; Onchocercidae
Product: transportin-SR
Exons: 22
Coding region: 104-2980 (958 amino acids)
Biological process (GO): protein import into nucleus
Cellular component (GO): cytoplasm; nuclear membrane
Molecular function (GO): small GTPase binding
Source: RefSeq, a predicted model, not a curated record
CUUAUCAUUUUUCUACUAGUCCAGUUACUGAUAUAAGAAGCUCGAGUAAACAGUUUGCAACGGCUCACCUGAUUUUCCUCAGUUUAGUUGAAGUCGUUGAAGAAUGGAUAAUAUCGAGACGGUGUAUCAUGCAAUUGCGGUACUAAAUGGGUCUGACAGUACUGCGUGCAGCAAAGCUAGCAUCUGGCUUGGAGAAUUUCAAAAAUCCGUAUAUUCGUGGUCCAUUUGUGAUCGUAUAUUAUCUGAACAUCGAGAUUCGACAACCAGUUACUUUGCUGCUCAAACGAUGAGGCAAAAAUUGUUGCACUCUAUGAAGGAAUUGCCAUCUUCUUCAUACUUAUCAUUGAGGGAUUCGCUAAUCAAUCAUUUGAGGAGCUAUGAAUCUUAUCCACUUGAAAGGAAUUCAGUAAUCAUAACACAGCUCUGCCUUGCGCUCUCCGAUCUUUAUUUACAAGUGCCGGAAUGGACUAAUUUUGUUGCGGAAAUCCUUGAAAGGUUUGGGACACCUGACAAAACACCUGUUUUACUUACUUUUUUGAAAACUCUGCCAGAAGAGGUGCAAAGCACACAUCUGAGGAUUGGUGAGAAUCGACGCCGUGCAGUUAACACCGAACUGGCUCAGAAGACACAGGCAGUCAUUCAUUUUCUAAGUCAAGUUUGUGUUUUUAAUGGUAAUGACGAUGCAAUCCUGAAAAGAGUUCUAAGCUGCUUCAGCUCCUGGUUGCUAAAUCCGCUGAUUCCAACUGACGAUAUUGCAACAAGUGACCUGCUCAAAUAUGUUUUCUCACUUCUGCAGAAUCCAAAUUCGCCUCAUUCAUUGCACGAUUCGGCUUGUGAAUGUAUUGUAUCAGCGUUAUAUCGUGCUGAAGAUACCAAUGUUAAUCGUGCUCUAGCUGUAGCUUUGCAAACCGCUUGCUAUGGGAUGACGGACAGCUUUUCAAUGGCAGUUGCUAACGAUGAUUUUGAUAGAUUGCAAGGAUAUGCACGGGUGUUUUGUGAAUUAAGUGAAUCACUCCUAGAAUGUAUGAUCCAAGAGCCAGGAGAAGGCCUUGGUGAUUUCCGAAGCAUCGAACUGCUCCUUCUCCUGGCUGGUUAUCACGAUUAUAAUCUUGUGGAAAUGACAUUCAAUAUCUGGUACCGCCUUUCUGAAUAUCUCUAUGAAAGAAACGACGAUGAGUUGAAUGCUCAAUUCAAACCGUACAUUGAAAGGUAUAUUAUGGCACUCUACAAACACUGUCGCUUUGACACCGAUCAGGAAGAUAUUCCGGAUGAGAAUGAUGAUUUCGUUGAAUUUCGCGGUCAAGUUUCCGACACACUCAAGGACGUUGUUUUUAUCGUCGGAACUGAUCGAUGCAUCCAAAGUAUGUUCUCAAUACUGCAGUCGGUUUCAUCAGGUUCUUGGGAUGAAUCGGAAGCUGCUUUGUAUAUCAUUUCAGUGAUCGUACAUAACGUUCUUCCAACGGAAGAAACAGUGGUUCCUCUUUUGGUUCAUGCUGUUCUGGUUAUGCCGGUUACAUCUCACCCGAUACUGACUAAUACCUCUAUUAAAUUGCUUGGGAAUUUAAUUGAUUGGUUGCAUGAAAAUGGACAAUAUCAAGAACCGUGUGUUACUUGGUUGCUGGAUAAAGUACAAAAGCCGUGCUUUGUUCGUGCUGCUUCCGAAUCUCUUUAUGGAAUCUGUGAAAAAUGCGAAAGCAGUUGUUUGGAGCAUUUUGAAUCUAUAUUUGCCAUCAUUCCAUUCCUAGAAACUGGUGAAAACAGAGGACAGCAGCUGGAAAAUUCCAUCCUCUUACUUCUUCAAGCCUGUUCUUCAAUGCUGAAUGGUUUACCAGGAGAAGAAACUGCAACUCGAUUAAGACACUUGAUUGGACCCCAAAUGACACGUUUGGCCGCACUCCUUAAAUCAAAGGCAGAUAUAUUAGCUAGCGAAUCACAAGACAGCAACGAAAACGCAUCAGAUUCAUGGUAUCUUUUGAGUCGUGAUCCAGUUUUAUGGGUCGAUAGAAUAGCAGCAAUCUUUCGACAUGUUCAGCCCUGGACGCACCAAGCAUGCAAUCCGAAAAAUACCGUUCAAAAUGGAAGCUCCGCAAAUACAAACGAUAAUGUCCCGACAUUAUGGAUUGCAACCGUGGAAGAAGUUUGGCCAUUAGUUUUGGAAACUUGCAGAAAAUAUGAAAAGAAUACUCGAGUCGUUGAGCAUUGCUGUCGUGCGAUACGAUUUAUGAUACGCUUUCUUGAAGUCCAUUCUAUUACUUUUAUUGAAUCCCUUGUUGAACAGAUGGUUGAUAUAUAUAAUCGUCACCCUCAUUCAUGCUUCCUGUAUUUGGCCAGUAUUUUAGUUGACGAAUAUGGUCAUUUGGAUAACUGUCGAUCCGGAUUAGUUCAUAUGCUUAACAUUUUAUGUAACGAUUCGUUCAAACUCCUGCAAGAACAAAAUGGUUUUCGCAACCACCCAGAUACAAUUGAUGAUAUGUUUAGAUUGGCUAUUAGGUUCGUGCAGCGUGCACCGUCAGUAUUUUUCCAAGAACCAAUGAGCUCGCAGUUGUUUGAAUGUGGACUUGUCGGUCUGGAUGUUGAUCAUGUUGAUGCAAACAGAUCAGUUACUAAGUUCUUUUCCGAAUGUAUUACAUCGUUACUUAUCGCAAGAAAGUCCAAUUAUCGAGAUGCAGGUGUAGAAGGAGCUGAACAGCUUUUUGUAAAAUACGGUGAAAGACUGAUUAGUGGAUCUCUUCAAGCGGCUGUGUUCAACGUGUCGGGUACUUUAAAGCGCGAUAUGGCUGAAAUUAUCUAUUUAAUUGGUAAACUGUCAAAGGAGCAAUUAUCUGUCUGGUUGAAAGCAACACUGGCGAAAUUUCCUUACAAUGAGGGUCUUUGUGCAACAGUAGAACAACUGGAAUGGUUCCACAAAAAUGUGCUGGAAUCAACCGACUUGCGACAAGUGCAUUCUCAGAUUCGUGAUUUAAUUCGACUCUAUAUGUGA